GAAAAUGGAAAUGUCAGGUUUCACAUCAAAAGGUCUACCUCAAAAUCCUGCUCAGCCUGCUGGAUCAAGAAUGUGCAACCGCAUCCCCAGAACACAGAGGCACUUGCUCAGGUGUUUGACCAGACAAACUUUGUACCAGAGGUGAUGUUACCUAAUGGACUGAACAUGCGUCCAGUUGGACUACUGAAUGGAGAGCUGUUGUAUAAAGUUACAGCUCCUAACUAUGCUGCUCCUCUUCCACCCACCAUCCCGAGGAUUAAGAAGAUACCCAAAAAAACGGAUCAAACGUAUGUCAAGAAGCCGCCAAAUGCUUUUAUGUUGUUCAUGAAGGAACAUCGACAAGCUGUUAGGCACCAUUCUCAUUUAAGAAACAGUGCGGAUAUAAACAAGAUCCUUGGAAGAAUGUGGCAUUUGCUACCUCAGGAAGAGAAAGCCAAAUAUUACGAGCUGGCUGAUAAAGUCAAGCGACUGCACUCCCAGCAGCAUCCAGAUUGGUCUUGGAGGCAUAAUUAUGGCAAAAAGGAGGACUGUGACCACAUUAUUGAGCCAGAUGCCAAUAGUGUACAGGCAGCGCUGGUGCCAGAGGUUGAGGAGGGAAGUGGACAAGCCGAGACAGAUUUUGAGGAUGAUGACGCUGACUCCUUGUCUCUGAGUUCAACAACAGUAGAACUCUCCCUUGAAGAGCAUAUUUCUCAGAUAUACCUGAAACAGCCACCUGCCUUGAACCAGAUGAUUACCCACCCUCCGUCCCGAUCGCCCAAGCAUUCGUCGUCAAGGUUCCUUCCGGACUGUUGAUUUUUGAUGGACUUUAAUUGUGCACAUUCUCCCCUGACCAAACGUUGGGAAGAUUUUGAUGCACAAGCCACGUUUCUGCCACUGGAAGACAAUUGACUGACUGAUUUGGAGCCAAUAUCUUACCCGAUAUUGACACAUUUACAAUGUCCACAAUCUGCGCUUAUAUUUUUUCUCCUGCAAACAUUUUACAUCCACUACUCACAAAAAAGUUAGGGAUAUUUGGCUUUCCAGUGAAAUUUAAGAAUGAGCCUAAAAUGCAUUUAAACCUUUGACAGGUGAAGUUAAUGUGACCUUCUCGAAGCUCUUGAAUGCACACGUCCAAUUGUUGAACGUUCCAGUACUUUUUGCACAAGUUGCUGUUCUCUAACGAUGAUUUUAACGACAAAAACAACAGCCGUUUGAUCCCUGAAUCGACCAAUAAAUGUUCUGAUUCAAUUAGA
This is a messenger RNA of Hippocampus zosterae (dwarf seahorse), 1235 nucleotides long. Its product is annotated as transcription factor 7-like. The coding region runs from base 145 to 795 and encodes 216 amino acids. Gene Ontology annotation, molecular function: DNA-binding transcription factor activity, RNA polymerase II-specific; RNA polymerase II cis-regulatory region sequence-specific DNA binding. Gene Ontology annotation, biological process: canonical Wnt signaling pathway; regulation of transcription by RNA polymerase II. Gene Ontology annotation, cellular component: beta-catenin-TCF complex. The record is from RefSeq and is a predicted model, not a curated record. NCBI's taxonomy places the organism in Eukaryota, Metazoa, Chordata, Actinopteri, Syngnathiformes, Syngnathidae. The transcript has 8 exons.